GGAAGGUUGGGAAAAUGUGGGGGUUCGCAGGCAACGUGAUCUGCAUCCAACACAAUCUUGUAUCAGAAAGCAUUCCAAAUGGGUUCGAACACUAUCUCUCUAUGGCUCGCUGUCUGUGUGUCCUCUCUAAGUGCCACAACCUUUGGAUAUGAUACCGGUGUCAUCGGUGGUGUCCUAGGCUUUGCUAGUUUCCAAAAGCAUUUCAACAUCACUGCUGCUGAAAGUGCCAACUUAAAUGGCAACGUCGUUUCAUUGCUACAGGUCGGCUGUUUAGUCGGAGCUCUAUCAGCCAAUUUCUUUGGUGAUCGCUUUGGCCGAAGAUGGUCGGUUAUGGGCUAUUCCGUUGUGUUCAUCGUGGGUGGUAUUCUGCAGACCAUAGGUUCGGAUAUCGGCAUGCUGUACGCUGGAAGAAUAUUGGCUGGGUUUGGCAUCGGUGCUAAUUCCUGCUUGGUGCCAAUUUAUAUUGCGGAGAUUUCUCCCCAGAAUCUUCGUGGAAAGCUCGGCACACUUUGGCAAGUAUUCAUUGUCUUCGGUAUCGCUAUCUCAUACUGGAUUAACUAUGCAUGCAAGCGUACCAUUGCUUCUGAUAAUGAUCUGCUAUGGAGACUUCCUCUCGGUCUCCAAUGUCUUUGGGCCGUCCUCGUCUUCAUCGGUAUGAUUCCCCUGACCGAAACUCCCCGUUGGCUCAUUGCUCAUGGUCAUGAUGAUAAAGCUCGCAAAUCCCUUCGUUUCCUUCGUGGUCAAGAAGCUGAAGAAGAGUUUGCUGAAAUCAGCGAAGGUCUGCGUGCUGAGUCCGCUCUCGGUCCAGUAAAGUGGACGGAUGUCAUAUCAAAGAGUAACCGCAAGCGCUUGUUCAUUGGAUGCUGUCUACAAAUGUUCCAAAUCUUAACUGGUUCCAAUGUCAUCAAUUACUACUCCCCAACCAUCUUCAAGAGUAUUGGUCUCAGCGGAGAUGAGGCCGAUUUGCUUGCUACCGGUCUCUAUGGUACCUUGAAAAUCUUCGUCACUCUGUUCACUGCCUUCUUCAUCACCGACAGAGUCGGUCGCCGUAAGCCAUUGAUCUUCGGUGGUAUUGGUAUGGCUAUCUGUAUGUUCAUGGUCGGAGCCAUGGUCAAGAUCAUGCCACUCCAGACUCCCGAUGCCUCCAUCGGAGCCACCAGCUAUGUUGGUGUUGUCUUUAUCUUUAUGUUUGCCUGUGUCUACUCCAUGUCCUGGGGUCCUGUUGUAUGGGUCUAUACCUCAGAAAUCUUCCCCACUAAUAUUCGUGCACAAGCUGGUUCGUUGUACACUGCUAUUAACUGGGCCUUCAACGCCAUCAUUGGUAAAGUGGGUCCUCUUCUGUUGGCGUCCAUCGUCUACGGCACCUACUUCUUGUUUGGUUCAUUCUGUAUCAUCAUGGCUAUCUAUACCUUCUUCCUCGUUCCCGAAACCAAGGGCAUCAUGCUCGAGGCCAUGCCGGAACUGUUCCAGGGAAGUGCCUACCAAGCCAAGCAGCUUCGUGCCAACACCGAUGCCGAGAAUUUCAGCGAUGAACACCUCAGUGCUUCCAGUGCAGAUAAGAACAAUUUCGAAGAAGAACGCAUCGAACGAUCUGCCAUGUAGAAAUGAAAAAUAGAGACCUUUACAUCCUCAAUUUCCUCUGUAGAAAAAAAAAGAAAGAAUGAAAAACAAUUAGCAACCCUACCACCCUACCCCGAUACCUAGUUGUUUCGUGUUUCCCAUCCACUCAACUUCUCCUCUCAUUUAUAUUUUGUAUCAUUGUCCAUUAUUUUUUAUCCAUUAAACAUGAGUUUUUGUAAAUGAUUU
Molecule: messenger RNA, 1806 nt
Organism: Umbelopsis ramanniana AG
Lineage: Eukaryota; Fungi; Mucoromycota; Umbelopsidomycetes; Umbelopsidales; Umbelopsidaceae
Exons: 10
Coding region: 79-1602 (507 amino acids)
Biological process (GO): transmembrane transport; carbohydrate transport
Cellular component (GO): membrane
Molecular function (GO): carbohydrate:proton symporter activity
Source: RefSeq, a predicted model, not a curated record